AGUUGACUGAAGUGCUUUUAUAUUUAUAGAAAGAAUAUUAAAUGCAAGUAAAGUAUCUAUUUAUUAAAAACAAAUGUCAAAUAUAUUUUAUCAUCAUUCAGUCUAACCUUUAUAAAAAAGUUAAUCAACAUAUUUAUCCUCACACUAACGUUAGCUUCAUUUUAAAUGAUUAAAAACAGAUAAAUGUGCAAAACCUAGUCGAUUGAAGGUGUUUAAUAGAUAAUUCAUUAUUAGAGUCGGGUGGCGUGGUGGCGCAGUGGGUAGCGCUGUCACUUCACAGCAAGAAGUUCGCUGGUUCGAGCCUUGGCUGAGUUAGUUGAAUUUCUAUGUGGAGUUUGCAUGUUCUUCCUGGGUUUCCUCCGAGUGCUCCGGUUUCCCCCACAAGUCCAAAGACAAGCGAUAUAGGUGAAUUGGGUAAGCUAAAUUGGCCGUAGUGUAUGUGUGUGAAUGAGUGUGUAUGGGUGUUUCCCAGUGUUGGGUUGCAGCUGGAAGAGCAUCCGCUGUGUAAAACAUAUGCUGGAUGAGUUGGCGGUUCAUUUUGCUGUGACGACCACUGAAUAAUAAAGGGACUGAGCGGAAAAGAAAAUGAAUAAAUUAUUAGAGCCUUUUAAUAUGUCAUCAAACUAAUUCUGUUUUAAAUAUCAUACGAUGAUUGACAAAUAAUGUAUUUCUCCACUGAUAGCCAUAUUACUGGGUGUCUUCUGUAAAUCAUGGUAAAAAUGAAUAAAAUACAAAAUCUACAUUUUAUUUUAAUGUUUUGAUGCUUCAAAUUAGAUCGAUAAACUAGUAUGAACAGUGCAUCAUGCUUAAGGUGGGUUUUGAUGAUGUAGAUUUAGUUUGGGAGGGGACAACAUUUCCUAAAUUGGGGUCCAGUCUGCAAAACCUGUGAAGCACAACAUCUUCUUAGCUCCAAGAAAAGGACGUACCUCGCAUAAUCAAAGCUGCAAAGGAGGCAAGAAUGAAGUGGAGUAUGUUUUUUUGUGUGUUCUUGCUAUGUUUUCUUGCUAAUAAUCUUGGUGGUGCCAGAGUCAUUCCUGAAGGAGUGCCCUAUGAAAAGCCCCCAGCUGUUCCCUACUGGUCAUAUUCCACCUCGGAUUUCUGGAACUAUGUGGAAUAUUUCCGCAGCAUUGGGGCCUACGACCAGAUCAAUCAACUGGCCAGAACUUUCUUCGCUCAUCAGAAUCUGGGAGACACCCUGGGUUAUGAAGUAGCUGAGCAGCAUGAACAUUAAAAGUGUCUCUGUUAACUACUAAACACCAUUUAUAGACCUAUAAUGAUGAAUCUUGUGUCAUAUCCUUAAAUAUUACUAUAUAAUCAUGUAUAAAUCUGUUAAUGGUUUAUUGUAGUGAGUUUAUAGUUUUUAACAUGCAUGAUUGUGUUGGAUUAUAUGACAAAUGCAGUUACAAAUGUAAGGAUUAAAACAAUAAAGUGAUAAAGUGUCAA
Messenger RNA from Danio aesculapii, 1443 nucleotides. RefSeq names its product otospiralin (gene otos). NCBI's taxonomy places the organism in Eukaryota, Metazoa, Chordata, Actinopteri, Cypriniformes, Danionidae. Gene Ontology annotation, biological process: sensory perception of sound. The record is from RefSeq and is a predicted model, not a curated record. The transcript has 4 exons. The coding region runs from base 959 to 1231 and encodes 90 amino acids.